Hyaloscypha bicolor E is the source of this 303-nucleotide messenger RNA. RefSeq lists its product as uncharacterized. The record is from RefSeq and is a predicted model, not a curated record. Lineage: Eukaryota; Fungi; Ascomycota; Leotiomycetes; Helotiales; Hyaloscyphaceae. The transcript has a single exon. Bases 1 to 303 code for a protein of 100 amino acids.
AUGGCCAACCAACCCCGUCCAAGCGUCGAAUUUGAUCUCGAAGAAGCAAUCAAGAGAAUCAAGCAACUCGAAGCUUCAACUGCUUAUCUCCGCCGACGAUACGACGAGCUCCACACUUCCUAUCGUCAGCAAGAACAAGAGCAUGAUCGAACCAAAGCUUUGAUGGGGCGAGAUAUACAACGAAUUGGGGAGCUCGAAGAAAUGGUGCGAAGACUGGGCGGUCAGAAUGAGGCGAGGGCUGCUGGGAUCCCGUUGGGUCACAGGCGGACGACUGAUGAGAUAUCCGCCACCAGCAGGAACUAG